CCCCGGCCCCCGGCCCCGCCUGGCUCUAUGGACAGGAGCUCGCUGCUGCACCUCAUCCACGAGCAGCAGCUGGACCCCGAGAACACUGGCUUCAUUGGCGUGGACACCUUUGCUGGUCUGGUGCACAGCCAUGAGCUGCCUCUGGACCCCGCCAAGCUGGACAUGCUGGUGGCCCUGGCCCAGAGCAACGAGCGGGGCCAGGUCUGCUACCAGGAGCUCGUGGACCUGAUCGGCAGCAAGCGCUCCAGCAGCUUCAAGCGGGCCAUCGCCAAUGGACAGCGGGCGCUGCCCAGGGACGGGCUGCUGGACGAGCCCGGCCUGGGCUUCUACAAGCGCUUCGUGCGGUACGUGGCCUACGAGAUCCUGCCCUGCGAGGUGGACCGCCGCUGGUACUUCUCCAGGCACCGCAGCUGCCCGCCCCCCGUGUUCAUGGCCUCCGUCACCCUGGCGCAGAUCGUGGUGUUCCUGUGCUAUGGGGCGCGGCUCAACAAGUGGGUGCUGCAGACCUACCACCCCGAGUACAUGAAGAGCCCCCUCGUGUACCACCCGGGGCACCGGGCCCGCGCCUGGUGCUUCCUCACCUACAUGUUCAUGCACGUGGGGCUGGAGCAGCUGGGGUUCAACGCCCUGCUGCAGCUGAUGAUCGGGGUGCCCUUGGAGAUGGUGCACGGCCUGCUGCGCAUCAGCCUGCUGUACCUGGCCGGCGUGCUGGCAGGCUCCCUGACCGUGUCCAUCACCGACAUGCGGGCCCCCGUGGUGGGGGGCUCCGGCGGGGUCUACGCCCUGUGCUCGGCGCACCUGGCCAACGUCGUCAUGAACUGGGCUGGGAUGCGGUGCCCGUACAAGCUGCUGCGGAUGGUGCUGGCCCUGGUGUGCAUGAGCUCGGAGGUGGGCCGCGCCGUGUGGCUGCGCUUCUCGCCGCCGCUGCCCGCCGCGGGCCCGCAGCCCAGCUUCAUGGCGCACCUGGCGGGCGCCGUGGUGGGCGUGAGCAUGGGCCUCACCAUCCUGCGCAGCUACGAGGAGCGCCUGCGGGACCAGUGCGGCUGGUGGGUGGUCCUGCUGGCCUACGGCACCUUCCUGCUCUUCGCCAUCUUCUGGAACGUCUUCGCCUACGACCUGCUGGGCGCCCACGUCCCCCCGCCGCCCUGACCGCUCCUGGGCACGGCCGGCCCCGGCUCCAGUGGUGGGCGGAGAGGC
Molecule: messenger RNA, 1197 nt
Organism: Lepus europaeus (European hare)
Lineage: Eukaryota; Metazoa; Chordata; Mammalia; Lagomorpha; Leporidae
Gene: RHBDL1
Product: rhomboid like 1
Exons: 8
Coding region: 28-1149 (373 amino acids)
Cellular component (GO): membrane
Molecular function (GO): serine-type endopeptidase activity
Source: RefSeq, a predicted model, not a curated record